Messenger RNA from Striga asiatica, 1044 nucleotides. NCBI's taxonomy places the organism in Eukaryota, Viridiplantae, Streptophyta, Magnoliopsida, Lamiales, Orobanchaceae. The record is from the annotation of a GenBank genome assembly.
AUGUACUCCCCACCAGGAUGGGCCUUCACGAGCACGUCCCGUAAGCCCGCGAGCCCCUCCUUGCUUGAGCCCGGGGAAGCUCUUCCUCGUUAUGCACUCGAGGCUUCCCUUGUCCCCGAGGAACAUGCCGUUGUACAGAUUGAGGACAGUUCCGCCCUGGACACUCAUGACGACCCUAACGAAAAGUCUCGGAUCGACAGUCGGGGCAGCCGUCUGCCACGUGUGCAGUGCGUCUAUCCCGUUGCCGUUUCCCAUCGUCUUCGCGACCAACUCGCCGGUGGUGGCGCCGGUCUGGGCCCACGCCGUGCCGUCGACGGGGUUGACGGUGACGUGGCGGAGCUUCUGGAGGUCGAGGAUGAGGAAGGGCUCGGAGAUGUAGGAGAGGCCUUCGUAGUCGUGGCCGCCGCUGCGAGUCCGGAGGUUGAUGCCGAGCCAGGAGGCGCAGGCGACGGCGGCCUGGACCUGGGACUCGUCCUCCGGCGUGAAGAUGAGGAGGGGUUUGGGGCAGGAGGAUCGGACGCAGCGGAGGUUUUGGGCGGUGGAGUUGAGGAUGGAGGUGAAAGAGGGGUCGUAGCGGUAGUGGAAGUCGGAGUUGUCUGCUCUGUUGCCGGUUUUCCAACGGACGCACGACUGGUAUGCGGUGGGAUUGAAAGGCGUAGCGUGACAAGGGAAGGAAGGGCUUGCCAGCAUCAGGAUUGUGAUCAAGGGGAGAGCAAGGGUUGGGGGUCCACCGCACGCGGCUUCCUUCAACCGGCUCCAGCAUACAACCACAAACGCUCGCCCGCAAGCGACAGUGCCCCUGGUCAAGUCGCCCGUCACAGCUGUCGCCAUACCUCGAUUGAACCCCCGACAAUUAAUUCCGCCACUAUCAACACCAGUCCUCCACCACCGCCAACACCAGUCCGGUGUGGGGAAGGUGCCGGCGAUCAACCGAACCGAUCGUGGUCGUCGCUGCAGCGAAAAUUGGUGCUGAUGUCGUCUGUUGUUGUCCACAUCGACGGCGACGUGGUUUUGGUAUGGCUAGCGGCGAUGGGAGUAGCCUGA